Formica exsecta is the source of this 5080-nucleotide messenger RNA. RefSeq names its product cohesin subunit SA-2 (gene SA1). Gene Ontology annotation, cellular component: chromatin; cohesin complex; nucleus. Gene Ontology annotation, molecular function: chromatin binding. The coding region runs from base 295 to 4122 and encodes 1275 amino acids. The transcript has 18 exons. NCBI's taxonomy places the organism in Eukaryota, Metazoa, Arthropoda, Insecta, Hymenoptera, Formicidae. The record is from RefSeq and is a predicted model, not a curated record. Gene Ontology annotation, biological process: sister chromatid cohesion.
ACUAGCGAGGAACGCAGAAGAACGCAAAAAAUGGAUACAAUUCAAGUUUGACAAUCUUGUAUAUUUCAAUUUUAUCAAGCAGGACUAUCGAGGAAUAUCUUUCUUACAAGAAACUGUCUUAUUAAGGAAUUGUCAGAACAGUAUAUAUACUUGGGAUUUCUAACAUUCUUAGUAAAGAAAUCUCGAUAAACCCAGUUCAUACGCUGCUUCAUGGAUUUAUCGCGGUCGACCGCGCGUUUUUUCUUCAGAUAUGAAUUUUGUUAUUGGGCACAUUAAAACGUAGAAAACACCGAGAUGAUGCAUAGAAGGGGUGGUAAGCGAAUCCGGAUGGACGAUCCGGUGCCACCGGAGUACGAGACACCGAUGACACCUAUGACUCCGAUGAAUGAUAAUUCCGGCGGAGAUGCAAACGACUCUUACAAUGCUUACACACCGUAUCAGGCGUCUCAGACUCCACUACACAAUCCCACUCCAGAACAUUACUCUUCUGAGAGUUACAGUUCACCGGGCACAUCUCAACAACAAUAUCAGGAGCAAGGCAAUUUUGACAAUCAGACACAAUUUGAGGCUCCUAUGACACCUGCCGCUUCUAACAUGAGGAUCACGAGGAACACACGUGCCAGGAUGCGUGGAGGUGUGGUGCAGCAGCCCAAGUACAAAGAGAUUGAUACGGAUUAUGCUCCAACAUCUAGCAGCAGAGGUAGAGGUGGCGGGGGACGAGGACGUGGCAAAAGGGCGCAUCAUUCACAUAGUCUGGAAGAUGAAGCUAGUCUUUACUAUGUUAUUAGGAAUAAUCGUUCGUCACUCACUACUAUUGUUGAUGACUGGAUAGAAAAAUAUAAGGGUAACAGAGAAAAUGCACUGCUUAUGCUUAUGCAAUUUUUCAUCAAUGCAAGUGGUUGCAAAGGUCGUAUCACUUCUGAAAUGCAACUGACUAUGGAACAUGUGGCAAUUAUUCGCAAAAUGACUGAAGAAUUUGAUGAAGAAAGUGGUGAAUAUCCAUUGAUAAUGACUGGACAACAGUGGAAGAAGUUUCGUGCAAAUUUCUGUGAAUUCGUUCAAAUUCUCGUUCGUCAAUGUCAGUAUUCUAUUAUCUAUGAUCAGUUUUUGAUGGAUAAUGUUAUCUCUUUACUAACUGGACUCUCGGAUUCCCAAGUGAGAGCGUUUAGGCAUACCGCAACUCUUGCAGCCAUGAAAUUAAUGACAGCUCUAGUAGACGUUGCCUUGACUGUAUCUAUAAAUUUGGACAAUACACAGCGUCAAUACGAAGCGGAAAGACAGAAGGCUCGAGAGAAAAGAGCAGCAGAUAGAUUAGAAUCCUUAAUGGCAAAGCGAAAGGAGUUAGAAGAGAAUAUGGACGAAAUAAAAAAUAUGUUAACAUAUAUGUUCAAGUCUGUUUUUGUUCAUAGAUAUAGGGAUACUUUGCCGGAAAUACGCGCGAUUUGUAUGGCGGAAAUCGGAGUCUGGAUGAAGAAGUUUCAUCAAAACUUUUUAGAUGAUUCAUAUUUGAAAUAUAUCGGUUGGACUUUGCAUGAUAAAGUCGGAGAAGUUAGACUCAAAUGCUUGCAGGCAUUGCAACCGCUAUACGCUUCGGAGGAGUUGAAAACGAAGCUCGAGCUGUUCACAAGCAAAUUUAAGGAUAGAAUCGUGGCGAUGACGUUGGACAAAGAGUACGAUGUAGCGGUACAGGCUGUGAAACUGGUUAUUUCGAUCUUAAAGCAUCACAGGGAAAUUCUUACUGAUAAAGACUGUGAACAUGUGUACGAACUUGUUUAUUCAUCGCAUCGCGCGGUUGCGCAGGCAGCCGGAGAAUUUCUGAACGAACGUUUAUUCCGUCCGGAAGACGAAGCCGUGGUGGAUGUAAAGACCAGACGCGGCAAGAAACGAUUGCCGAAUACGCCCCUUAUACGCGAUCUUGUUCUAUUCUUCAUCGAAUCCGAAUUGCACGAGCACGGAGCGUAUUUGGUUGACUCCCUGAUCGAAACUAAUCAAAUGAUGAAGGAUUGGGAGUGUAUGACAGAUCUCUUGCUGGAGGAGGCUGGUCCCGACGAGGAAGCGUUGGAUAAUCAAAAGGAAACAUCCCUUAUCGAAUUGAUGGUAUGUUGCAUAAAGCAAGCUGCUACGGGCGAAGCACCCGUCGGUCGCGGACCCACUCGGAAAAUUCUAUCGGUGAAAGAACUUAAACAAGUUCACGAUGAUAAGCAAAAACUGACGGAACAUUUCAUUCAAACAUUACCACUAUUACUUGACAAGUACAGGGCAGACCCUGAGAAAUUAGCAAACCUGCUGGCAAUUCCGCAGUAUUUUGAUUUGGAUAUUUAUACAAAAUCUAGACAGGAGAUAAACUUAGAUUCUUUAUUAACUAAAAUUCACGUGAUUGUUGAAAAAAUGCACGAUAACGAAGUUUUAGAUACGGCGGCUAAAACUUUAGAACAUAUGUGUGUAGAAGGCCAUGCUAUUUUCACCAGAUGUGAUGUCGCUCGUUCCACUUUGAUCGACUCUAUUGUAAAUAAAUAUAAAGAGGCGAUCGAUGAAUAUAGAAAUUUGAUUGAGGGGGAUGAAGAGCCAGAUGAAGAUGAAAUAUUUAAUGUCGUCCAAUCGCUCAAAAAAGUUUCCAUAUUUUAUUCUUGUCACAAUAUGAAUCCAUGGGGCAUAUGGGACUCAUUAUACAAAGAUAUAGAGGAUGCAAAGGAUCCUUCAAAAUGUUUACCAUCAACUGCAGUUAAAUAUUGUAUAAGCGCAUGCUUCUUUGCCAUUUUGUGGGGUCAAAAUCAUUUGAUGGAAGCUGUAGAUUCAGGCAGCCACGGUGAGGACGAAUGUCGGCAAUUGAAGGAACGAUUGCAUUCUUUUAUGGGUUCAAUGCGCCAUUUCGUUAAUGGCGAUACGCCUUCGCCGCCGAUCUUGAGGGAAGACGCAUAUAAUACUAUAUGUGACUUAUUAGUAAUAUUCUGCAAUCAGCUCACUACGCAUAGUAAUCCUCUGAUGCAUCAAUUAGUGUAUGAGCCUGACCAAGCAAUGCAGAAUAUGCUCAAUAGAUUUAUACAAGAGUACGUCUUCUUCGAAGAGGAGGAUGACGAACACGAUGAACAUUCUAAAAUCGAGGAAUUGCAUAAAAGAAGAAAUUUCUUAGCCGGAUACUGCAAAUUAAUCGUCUAUAAUAUGAUCCCUACGAAAGCCGCAGCCGAUGUAUUUAAGCAUUACGUUAAAUAUUAUAACGACUAUGGCGAUAUUAUUAAAACCACAUUAGGAAAAGCAAGAGAUAUCAACAAAACGAAUUGCGCGCUCACAAUGCAACAAAGCUUAAAUAUUUUGUACAACGAGAUAGUGGCCGAGAAGGGCAAAGUGAACAGAAAUAGUGAAGAAUUCACUGCAAUCAAGGAACUGGCGAAGCGAUUUGCUUUGUCCUUCGGCUUGGAUGCCGUGAAAAAUCGAGAAGCAAUUACAGCCUUGCACCGUGCGGGUGUAUUAUUCGCCAUUACUCCACCAGACGGCAUCGAGCAGGAUCCUACAGGUCCGCCACCGAAUUUACCAUUCCUCGAGAUACUGUCAGAAUUUACGAAUAAGCUUCUCAAACAGGAUAAACGUGUUGUACUCAAUUUUCUGGAUAGACGAUUACAAGCUGGAAUGCCGUCUUCACGAGGAGAAGAUUGGCAGCCUUUACUAUUGUACAGAAAUAGUUUAUUACAUGGCGAAACUGAUCAAGUUCCAGUGACAAGUAAACGAGCUUACACGAGGCGCAAGAAGGAUCACUUGGCUGAGGAAGAGGAAGCUGAUGAACCUGAUGAAGGUUCUGAUCAUGAGUUUGCAGGCAAGCAAAAAAAAAAGCGUUCGCGAAAGAAUCAAUUACCAGUUAAUAAAGUGGUAAUAACACGUGGACCUAGAACAAACACUUUCUAUGAGAAUAAUGACACUGCACAAAUUCAAACAUCUCCUUCUGCAACUACAGAAGAUACAACGACGAGUCCUUUGCAAGAUCUUGAUAAUAGAUUUAAAGCACUACAAACACAGUCGUCACGACCACGAAGAAAUCAAGAGCAUGUAGAGCACAGAGAGCUGCGUAGAACCUCUAGGAACUCGGGCAAAUAUGUUGAGGGGCAAUAUAUGGAAUCUGAUUCUGAGUAAGAAAACAUAGUCUAUAAAAGCUUUACUUCUUAAAUUUAAACAACUGGAUUGUGAUAUGUGUUCAGGUAUGUCAUUUGAGAAUUAUAAAGACAUACUUAAUUAUAUGAAUGGCUUUCGAAAAGCAAAUAUUAAUACAUUAUUAUAUUAUAAUAGAUCAGCAUAUUAUCAUAUAAAUAAGCCAAAUUUAGUUUUUCUGUCAGAUUAAAUUUAUUUUAUUAUAUGUUAUAUCACACACACACAAAUGAAUUUUUCAGAGCGAGUAUUGAUAUGUUAUUAUCUACAAGAAAAAUUUUUUGUUCUUUUGUGAAAUUGACUUUAUUUCUCAUUAUACAUUUUGUUCCAAACAAUACAGUAUAUAUAUUUCAUUUUUAUAUAACAUACAUAUAAUGCCAUAAAAGCUUUACUAUCAGCAUUUACAUACAUGUAUUGUGAUACGUGUUCAUAACAUAUGGCAUAGGAAAGCUUUUAGAGAGAGAGUAUUGACAAAUUAUUCUAAUAGACCAGCAUUAUUAUAUAUAAGCGAAGUUUUUUAGUUUUCUACGAGAGAUUGGAUUUAUCUCAUUAUAUGUUAGACAAAUAAUAUACAAUAUUUGUAUUUCAUUUUUAUGUAUAUAAAAAUGAAUGCUUUACACAAAUUCUUUCUCUCUUUAUUUUAACUAUUUAAUAAUUUUUUUUAAAUAAACAAAUACAAUUUAUUGGCAUAGAUUUAUUUGUGAAUGCAUUAUAGAAACAUAACAGACCAAAUACACUUUUACAGUUGCAUUUUUGACAUAACUGUAAAAGAGUGACAAGUGUAAAAGUGACAGACUCGUAGUUGGCAAAUCUUAAAGAUAAUUCUCGUCCUAUUAUGAGAGAUUUGUGUUUUUUCCCAUAUAGAUUAAGCAGAAAAUAAUUUUAUCUGACUGUUCCUAUAUAGUUUGCAGUAACGUUUUGUACAUUGAAAUAAAUUUAGUGUUAA